Wallemia ichthyophaga EXF-994 is the source of this 1155-nucleotide messenger RNA. RefSeq lists its product as uncharacterized. Gene Ontology annotation, cellular component: cytoplasm. Gene Ontology annotation, biological process: negative regulation of transcription by RNA polymerase II; regulation of nitrogen utilization; mitochondria-nucleus signaling pathway. The coding region runs from base 1 to 1155 and encodes 384 amino acids. The transcript has 2 exons. The record is from RefSeq and is a predicted model, not a curated record. Lineage: Eukaryota; Fungi; Basidiomycota; Wallemiomycetes; Wallemiales; Wallemiaceae.
AUGAAUUUGAACAUGGAACCCAUGGAAGCAGCAGACACAGCCCAUAACAAAAAACAGCGGGGGAAAUUAUUCUACAUAUCAACUUCAGCUUCAGAUGACCAGCAGCCUUCGUCUGUAGACGCCAACCAGCAGAUAUCCGACGAGGACGAUGACUCUUCUUGGUCUGAAUAUUCUGAUGACCAAGACGAGCCAAACCAACCAAUCAGCUUUGAGAAGCUGCCGAAGAGAUCCAUGUCCGCUGCCGGUGGUUUUACCUAUUUUCUAUCCAACAAGCCCAUUUACCCGAGCCAAGACAAAUUGAGUUUAUUGUCAACUAUGUUCAAUAGCCAGCAGAACCUCACAAAGGCUACGGAAAAUCACUCUCCUAAUAACUCCGAAGACUCCUCGGAUAAAGACUGUGGUUUGGAAUUUAACGCUAGAAAUAGCAGACGUCUACAGAAAAAGUCACAAAGUGCUAUGAAUAUUCCCCACAAAGGCACUUCACAAGAUACGAGCUAUGCAUCCACUCUUGUUGGUUCAGAAAGUGGUGCACAGGGUGAUCAACCUCCCCACAGUCCCCACAGUGCUCCAGGUCCUUUAGAAAUACCAGAUGCUCCUCUUAGUGCACGUCCACAGUCACCACGCACCAUCAGACGCAACAUGCUAGCAUCAGAAUUGAGUGAAAGUCUACGCAAAUCCAUUCUCUGGGAGCGUGAAACCAGGGCUAGAAUGCUGCUUGGUGGUCACAACAACAGUUCUGGGAUGCUCAAUGCAAAGCUCCGCGAGAAAUUUGCUCGUCAGGAAGCUGAAGCUGAGGCUUUAGCAAGGCAAAGAGAGGAUGAGGAAGAAGAGUAUUUUGAUGAUGAUAUGGACUUAGAUUCAGCUGCGCACAAUGCGCGUAUCAAAAAUAGAGUCGAUUCUAUAAAGAGUAACAAUAACACUUUCCCCAACACAUCCAACACAUCCCAUAGGAGAUAUAAAUCCACUCCUGAACGCAGCGAUAACCAAUACCCACACAAAAUGUUAUCGACUAGCACAAUCAACAAUAACCCAUCAAGCUCGUCGAUUGCUGGUAGAAAUCUCACAGAGAAUGACCUAUCCAAGUAUCGGAGACCGCGAACGAGUACAAAUAACUAUUUGUCGUCAUCACCUGACUAUCAUGGGUCUGGGUGGUGA